Penicillium brasilianum is the source of this 2045-nucleotide messenger RNA. NCBI's taxonomy places the organism in Eukaryota, Fungi, Ascomycota, Eurotiomycetes, Eurotiales, Aspergillaceae. The record is from the annotation of a GenBank genome assembly.
UAAGCAUUAUAUUUCCCAUCCGAGUGCGAUUAUUGGUGCCAAGAUCUCCCUGGCCGUUCCCUCUCGGCCACUUGCUGAGCACAACCUUUUCUCUCUCUCACUCUCUUGCUUCUGCUUUUACUUUUACUCUUACUUUUACUUUUCGCCCGCGCUUUUCCACCUUUCUCUCUUCCGAUUCUCUCUCUCCUGUCCCUUUCGGUUUCCCAAGAGCCACUUUCGCCAUCAUGUCGAAGCUCUUCGUUCACGGCCUUUCGUGGCAUACCAACGAUGAUACUCUCCGUGAGGGAUUCCAGCAGUUUGGCGAGAUCCAGGAAGCUAUCGUCGUCAAGGAUCGCGCAACUCUGCGCAGUCGUGGAUUCGGCUUCGUGCGCUUUGCGACUGAUGAGGAGGCCGAUGCCGCCCUCAGCGCGAUGAACAACCAGGAGUUCGACGGUCGCGUCAUCCGUGUCGAUAAGGCCUUUGACCGCCCCAGCCGCCCCGAUGGUGGCUUCCAGGGUCGCGGUGGGUACAACCAGCAGCCCGGUAAUGGAUACCAGGGCGGCGGCGGUGGCUUCGGUGGUAACGGUGGCGGUUAUAACCGUGGAGGAUAUGGCGGCGGCUAUCAGCAGCAACAGCAGCAGCCCUACGGUGGAAAUGGUGGUAACGGCGGUAACGGUGGUUACGGCGGCAACUAUGGCGGCGGUUAUGGUGGCGGUGCCAAUGCUGGCUACGGCGGCGGUGGUGGCUGGCGAAACAACCAGCAGGCCCCAGCUCCCGAGGGCAACUAAAGUUCCAUGACCAGACGCUCGGCAUACCCCCUCUCUUUUUGACGUCUUUUACUUGUUUUUUCCUACACACGCAAAACUUGCUUACGGCUGUUUUCUUUGAAACGAAGGGAGUGACGAAUUGGAAUUUGACCGGAUCGGGAUAUCAAUGCGAUGCGGCGAGAACUGGGUUUUAUGACUUUUUUUUUUGAAGCGGAACACGCAACGGGAUCCUCGUUCUAAUCUUUUUGUCCCCUUUUAUGCUUCCUCCUUUCAAUUUCAUACUAUGCGUGCAAUGAGGCACCGUGAAUCUCUUCUUUUCGAGGCUGUAUGGGUAAAUACCGAUGGGGGUUGUUUCCGUAUCCUUGAGUUUGGUUCAUGAGAUGUCGUCUAUGAGUCUAGGACUAUGGAUUUCUUUUCUAUGAUGCCCUUCUUUGGAACGCUUACGGUCCAUCUUGCAUGCUCUUCCUCUGUAUUCUCAUGGGAUAUGAUGCUUGUUUCAGUAUUGAAGAAGGAGGACUUUCUGAAUUGAGGUCAAGAAUGGUACAGUCUGCGUGACCGACAGCUAAGCCUGGAUUUGCACACGAAAUUCCUGUUUUGAGCCGGCCAGCUACGAGUACUCUGUCACAUUAUUUACGAUUCAACCUCUCUGCACAAGUCAUUGUUCUUGUCUAUAUCUAUCCCUUCCAUUCUAUGCUGCUGCGACCGACCAGAACCGAUUCCACAAGACCGGGGAGAGCAGUCCAUCGGUCUCAUUCAAUCUUAUCCCCAUGCACAUGCUCGGCUGGCGACCGCGCUAAAUACUCCUUCAGCUCCUGCUCCGCCUCUUGCUCCUCCCGAUCCGCCAAACCAGCUUCUUCAAUAGCCUUGACCCUCUUCACCAGAUCAGUAACAUGCACAUCCGCAGUCCCGAGUCCAAGGCCCUCCAACGCCUUCUCCAACAAGUACAGAUACUCAGUAUUCUUGCCACUCAGUCCAUGUCCCGCGCUGAUUACCUGUGCAACAUCCUGCGGCUCACGCCGUUCAGACUCGCGCAAGAACUGCGGGUUCGUCGGCCGUCCGAUAUACACCAUAGUAGUAAUCGGCGUGGCAUGAUCGGCAUUCUCCUGCGGGUCUGCCGACGGCCCUGAUGUAGGGUGAAAGGGCGUAAAGUGUACACUGUAGCCGUCGAUCUCUCGCUCGUCGAGGUAAUCGUGGACUUCCUCGGCGUGCGAGGCUGGGAUGUGAUACGCCGCACCCCAGACUUUGCCCGUCGACGCAGAUUCUGUUUCCAGGCCUGCCAGCUGUUUCGGCCAGGAACGG